Archocentrus centrarchus (flier cichlid) is the source of this 7167-nucleotide messenger RNA. RefSeq names its product zinc finger C3H1-type containing (gene zfc3h1). The transcript is spliced from 36 exons. Bases 135 to 6479 code for a protein of 2114 amino acids. Gene Ontology annotation, cellular component: nucleus; exosome (RNase complex). Gene Ontology annotation, biological process: RNA processing. Lineage: Eukaryota; Metazoa; Chordata; Actinopteri; Cichliformes; Cichlidae. Gene Ontology annotation, molecular function: protein binding. The record is from RefSeq and is a predicted model, not a curated record.
CUAGCACAGAGCUAACGGUCAGAGCGGAGGGAUCCUCCACGAAGCUGCGUUACGGCCGCGGAAUGAGCGCCACGACCCGCCACUGAGUUCACCGCCGGCCGGUAGCUGGAGACGGUUACCGCGGUCACCUUAACAUGGAUCUAAACGCUCCGAACCGAUCCCCCGCGGAGGACGGUGAGCUAGAAGACGGAGAGAUCUGCGAUGAUGAAACUGAGGAGAGAGCGCCGCCGCGGCGGGGGGAUGGUAGCAGGCCCCGCGGUGGAGCUCCUCGUCCACGAAAACCGCACCAGCACCCGCACAGCAUGCCGCCACACCUGAGCCACCCGCCGCCAGAGUUCCGCCACCUCAUGCCGUACAACCUCGGACCUCACGGGCCGUUCCCCCCUCCUCACCGGCAGCAGUGCGGACCGAGCGGGCCCGACCGGCCUCCCUCUCCUCCGCCACUGCCGCAGCCGCCGGGGCUCGGUUCGCACGGGGAGCCCAGCCCGCGGUCCAGUUUCUGGGAGCGGAGCCACGGCGCACUGGGACGAUUCAGGCACCGCGGCAUGCCGAACGGAGGACCCGGGAGCUGGAGCCGGGGCGGCCGGGGGGGAAACAGCCGGGCUCCUCCCGGUCGGUACCUGCCCGGAGAGAGUCACAGCUCUCCCGCGAGGAAGCAGAAACCUCUCGGCAGGAACCGGCUCAGGAAAGGAGCUCACAGCGUUUCCAGACCAGAGAACAGUGUUGACGAGUCCUUCGAGGAUCUGCUGUCCAAGUACAAACAGAUCCAGAUCGAACUCGAGUGCAUCCGCAAAGAGGAGACGAUGGCCCUGGAGCCACAGACGUCGCCCGUCGGGGAUGACGCGGUGGACCGUGCCGCCGCCGCCGCCGCCGCUCUAACAGACACCAGACCUGAACCGGAAUCAGCUCUGAGUCCAGGAGCAGCAGCGGAGGCGGCGUCCGAGCUGGAGAGGAAGAAAGUGUUCCAGGCCUUCAACAUCAAACCGCUUCGUCAGAAACUCCCCACGCCGGCCGACCUGGAUGAGCUGCAGAGGAAGUGGGCGGAGCCAGAUGGAGCAGGUGAAGGAGAUCAGCCAAUCACGGAUGAUGGAGCAGAACCAGAAGGAAAAGCUGCCAAAGAGGCCAAAGAGAGGACAUGCGAGAGCAGCAGUGAGCGAACUAACACGACCUCAGCAGACGGUGAAGGAGAACCGCGAGCUGCAGGAGAAGAACAAGGAAAACCCACAGAGGAGGGGCCGUGUGAUCAGAGCAGCACGGAGGAGCAGGAGAAACCGCCACAGGCGUGUCGCAGCGAGUCAUCGGCUUCCAGCGAGGACUCUCCUGACAAGGCCGUGGGGAAGGUGGUGGAGGAGGAGGAGCUGUCAGAGCUGCAGCUGCGUCUCCUCGCUCUGCAGUCAGCCAGUAAGAAGUGGCAGCAGAAGGAGCAGCAGGUGAUGAGGAAGAGCAAAGACCGCAUCACUAAAGCCGCCCAGGAGAAGAACCCGGGCCCCGCGGCCGCUCCGCCCACCAGGCAGAGGGUCACCACCAGGUCCACCUCCUCUGCCACUGCUGCUGCUGCUGCUAUAGAGAGGAGCAGAACCAGGUCCAAACCUCAGGACAGGGACCGUGACAGGACCAAGGCUGGGCCCAGACCUCCGGACAGGGACAGAGAGAGAGUCCCAGAGAGAGAGCGACCUAAACUGACUCCCAAAGCUGGACCCAAACCCCCGCUGGAGAGGGGCCGGACUCCAGGAAAGGCUCGCAUCACUAAGAAGAUCAGUCCAGGUUCGGUGGCAAAGCAGGCAUUCAGAAAGCAGCAGGUGAGGACGUGGAAGCUGCAGCAGCAGAGGGAGCAGGAGGAGAAGCGGCGGCAGGAGGAGGAGGAGCGGCGCAAGCGGGAAGAUGAGAUCCGGCGAAUCCGCGACCUGUCCAACCAGGACGAGCAGUACAACCGCUUCAUGAAACUGGUGGGCGGGAGGAAGAGGAUGCGCAGUAAGUCCAGGGACCAGGACCACCGCAAGUCUGCAGGCAAGCCAGGCCUGGACGCCUCAGGGAACCUCUACCAGUAUGACAACUACGACGAGGUGGCAAUGGACACGGACAGCGAGACGGGCUCGCCAGUGCCGUCACCAACACACAACAACCUGCUGUCUGUGGAGGAAGUAGCGUGUUUCCCUCACGCAUUUGGUGCUGACACCGCUCCUUUUGGAAUGGAUUUCUCUCAGCCCUUCCUGCCCCCCCUGCUCUCUGCUGUUCCUCCCCCACCUCCUCCCCUCCCGCCUCCCCCAGAUGAGCUGGAGCCUCCCCCCAAACCUCCAUUUGCUGAUGAGGAGGAGGAGGAGGAGAUGCUGCUCAGGGAGACCUGCCUGAUGUCAAUGGCCAACAAACGGGUGGCAGCCUCAGAGAAGAGCUCCAGCGGUCCUCCUUCUCCGAGCGGCCCUCCUCCCACAGAUCUUCCGCCUCCAACCAGAGGAAACCUGAGCACAGUCAGUCUGAACACAGUGCCUCAGCCACGCCUCAGCAAGGUUGCCAGAGGGCACCUCGCCGUCAGAGCGCCGCUUGUGCUACCCAGACACAAGUCGGUGGUGGUUUCUCUCAACGACUCCGACGACAGCGACUCGGACACGGACGCCUGCAGCUCGUCACAGGCGGUGUUUGGAGGUCUGGAGUUCAUGAUCAAAGAGGCCCGGAGGACGGUGGAGGCGGCGAAGCCUAAAGGAGCGUCAGGCUGUGAGAAGGAGAACAACCCUGUCCGAACUCCAGAGGCUCUGCCUGAAGCCAAGAAAGCCGAGUACCGCCUGCUCAAAGAGGAAAUCGCCAGCAGGGAGAAGCAGAGGAUGAUGAAGGAACAGAAUCCAAGUCCUCGCAGCUCCGGAUCGCCCGCCCCUCCUGAGUCUGUCGAUUCUUCCCUGAAACCAUCUGCAGAGCUGAAACUGAGCGAGGCCGAGCAGAAGCUCAGCAAACACAGGGAGCUGCUGCAGAGAGACGAGGCCGUCCUCAGACACCUGCUGCAGCAGGAGCUCAAGAAGACCGAGUCUCUGAAGGCUGCCGAGGCCAAAGUGGCCAAACUGAGGGAGCAGCUGCAGGCGUCGGAGAGGAUCGUCAGUGCCAACAAGAUGCUCCUCAGGAAGCUCUGCGAGCAGGUCCACCGGGUUGAGCAGCGGGUCUCCAUGAAGAAGACGGUGGCGGUGCGGUUGGAACAGGAGCUGCUUCAGGCUCAGCUGGCCUCCGGCAGAGCGCCCAAACGGCGAGCAGACUCCAGCCAGACUCAGGUCAGUAAGCUGCAGCGGCGUGACGCAGCUCCCCGUGGUUCCGAGCGUCACUUUGCCGAGCUUAUCGCUCAGAAGCAGCGACUGCAGCAGCUCGAGUCUGAGUAUGCACUGAAGAUCCAGAAGCUGAAGGAGGCGCAGGCGCUUCGAAACAAGGGCGUCCCGUCAGAGCUUCCCCCGGAGCCGCUGUCACGAGCUGCCACCCCUCCAGACCCGCAGAUCCAGCUGCCGCAGCCUUCUCUGCACGACCUCUCCCAGGACAAACUCACACUGGACAGCGAGGACACCGCAGAGGCCGAAGACCACGAGCCAGAGCCAGAACCCGCACCCGCCGCUGUGGCCAAAGGCAGCCGCCGAUCCUCCUUCCGCCAGUCCAGCUCCUCCUUCACCAAGCCCCACCUGGACGCCAUGAGCUCUGUUUCACCUAAAGACGUCAGUGGCACUGCCACCACCAAGCUGGCAAAAGCAUUGUCCGGCAGCGCAGCAAGCUCAGAACUUCCUGCUGAGAUGUGUGCAGGGCUGGACGUGGAUGCACUGAAGCGGCAGUACCAGCAGAAGGGGCCACUGGGAGAGCUGCUGCUGACAGAGCUGCAGGUGCUGGGGGAGGAUGUGGACUCCACACCUACUGCACAGGUGUUUUCAGCUGAGGUGGAGACGGGCACGAGUCAAUCAGGCAGCUCGGAGCUGAGGCCUGUUCCCUUUGGACCGUAUCACAGCCCUCUGCUGGUCUUCAGGUCUUACAGGUUCAGCCCUUACUACAGGACCAAGGAGAAGUUAUCUCUGAGCUCUGUGACGUACAGCAACGCCAUUGAACCAAAGAAAUGUUUCUGCCGCUUCGACCUCACAGGAACGUGCAACGACGAUGGCUGCAGAUGGCAGCACAUGAGGAACUGCACUCUGAGCGGGAAUCAGCUCUUCCAGGAUAUCCUGUCCUACGAUCUGUCGCUGAUCGGCUGCUCUGAGAGCAGCUCGGACGAGGACAUCGGUGCCGCCACAGAGAAGUACAUGAAGAAGCUGUUUGGCACCAACAAGGACCGGAUGGGGAUCGAUCAGAAGGCCGUCCUCCUCGUCAGCAAAGUGAAUGAAAGCAAGCACCACGUCCCGCCCUACACCACCUACAAGGACAUGAGGAGAUGGAGGCUGAAGCCAUCGACACAGAGCAUCCUCGGCGCCAAAGAUGACAGCGAGGGUGAAGGGGUGGCGACUGGUCACACGACACCUGGCAGAGAUGAUGGCGCUCAGACCAGCCUCUUUGCUCUGGACGUAUGCGUCACCUCCGAGGACAAGCGCUAUUUCAUCAGUGAGACGGACGACAUAUCAAACCUGGAGGCCAGCGUCUUGGAGAGUCCUCGAGACACUCAGCUGUGGAUCAAACUCGCCUUCAGAUACCUCAAUCAGAGUGAGACCUCUGCAGCAGAGUGUUUGGAAGCCGCUCUCAACACGCUGUCCCGCGCUCUGGAGAGUAACUGCGACAACCCCGAGGUGUGGAGCCACUACCUGUCCCUGUUCUCCAGGCGGGGCAGCCGCGAGGAGGUGCAGGAGAUGUGCGAGAUGGCGGUGGAGCACGCCCCCAGCUACCGAGUGUGGUGGAACUACCUGAACCUGGAGAGCUCAUUCGAAGGGAAGGACUACGUGUGUGACCGUCUGCUGCAGUUCCUUCUUGCCGAGGCGUCUUCUGGAAUCACGGAGAAACUGUCCUUCCAGCUGAUGGAAGCGCUGCUCUACAGAAUCCAGCUGAGCCUUUUCACGGGCCGGCUGGAGAGCGCGCUCGCCAUCCUGCAGAGUGCUCUGAAAUGUCCUCAGGACCGGAGCAUCGCCGAACACCUGACGCCUGCUGACCGGGCGCUGCUCUGGCUCUCCUACAUCCACCUGACUGAGUUCGACCGGCUGCCGGCGAGCCUGUACGACCCCGCGGAGUCGGGCCCGUCCCGCCUGGUCAGCAGGGAGCCGUUCCUGCUGCCCUGGAGCACGGCGCGGGACAUCAGCACGCCUACCGACAUUCUCGUCGCUCUCUUCCAAGAUGCCAUCCUUCAGUGCAGCGAGCAGUGCGUGACUGACAGUGAGAGGACGCUGGCCUGCCUUCCUCUGCACACAAACCUCAUCUUCCUGUACAGGCUGCUGCAGAGGUAUGAUGAGGGUGUCGCUCUGUGCAAGUCUCUGCUCGAUUCUUGUCCUGAGUCGUGCGCUCUGCGAGAUGCUCUGGCUGACCUCCACCUCCACAGUGGCAACGGUGACCUUGCGGUCAGCAUGUGGCUCCAUGCUCUGGCAGAGUGCCCCCACAAUGCAGAGGUCUUCUACCACUCCUGCAAGUUCCUCAUGACUCAGGAGAAGCCGAGUGCCAUCGCUCCUCUGUUCAGAGGCUUCGUCCUGUCGCUGUGUGAGGACGAGCAGAGUCAGAAGCAGCCCGUGGACGUGUUGCGGCACAUCCUGGGCUUUUUCUCCGAGGAGCUGCUAAGAGGUCCUGUCAUCAAGAAGGAGCUUCAGGAGCAGCUCGGACAGCAGACGUCCUUCCUCCACCUGGUUCACUGUCGGUGGCAGUGGCUGCACGGCUCCGUGGAGGACACGGUGGAGGCGUUUGAGCAAGCCCUGGGAUCGGUCACGCAGCUGGAGGAUCUUCACAGGCUGUGGAUGGACUACCUGACGUUCAGCUGCAGCCCACAGGCCCGCGCCACCGCAGCCUCCUCUCAGUCCAGGAUGUUCUCAGACCUGGUGCAGCGCUGCCUCAACACCGUCCCCUCAAGACUCGAGGUUCCCUUCAACCCCGCAGAGUUUUGGAGCUGCUACCGCUUCCACAACAAGGUGGUCGCCCUUUACCUGAGCUGCCUGCCGCCAUCCCAGCAUGCACUGGUCUUGGAGAGACUGUGCUACACCAUGCCAAACAACACUGAGCUGGGCCUCAGGUUGCUGCAUCAGGAGUGGCUGGAUGGGAACUUGGAGCACCUGAAGUUCCAGGCUCGGAUGCUGACGAGUAAUGCUCCGAAGUGUUUGUCCAGCUGGAAGAUAGCCAUCGCCGUGGAGGAGGUGCUAAAGGAGCGAGCUGAGGUGUGUCUCCUGUUCCAGCAGGCCCUGCAGAAUCUCCCACUGAGUGCUGCCCUGUGGAAACAUCGGCUGCUGUUGGAGGCAGCAGAAAGCGGGGCCUCGGAGCGCCUGCGGCGGCUGUGGGACUGCUGUCAGCAGGCGGGGGUGAGCGUGAGCGGGGGAGUCGGCCCGUCGCUCGCUGAGGACGGCUGAUCGGACUGAUCAAUAAUAGAACUAAUGAGAGGCUGUAGGUGACUGAGUGAGAGCAGACGAGGUAAGCCAGACGUCCCCCCUCCCCGGCUCCUGAAGCUCCGCCCCCUCCGGGAGCUCCUCGGUGUGAGUGUAAGUAUCGAGAGCUGAGUGCCGCCCUCACUCUUCAUCACCUUUCUUUAGUUCCUCUCACCUUUCAGUUGGAGUCAUUUCCCUCCCUUUUAUCUCAUUUACCUGAUGGGGAGGGCUCGGGAGGGGGGAGGGGGUGGUGAGGGUGUGUUUGACCCCCCCCGUGUGUGUGUUUAGAGGAUGCUGCCAUCGCCGUCUGUCUGUGGACUGUUUAGUUAAACAAACUGAGUAUUGAUGAGGCGACGCGGCCUUUUUUCUGUUUGGCUGAGUGAGUGUGAGAGCGAGCGAGCCCCGGACACAGAGACUGGACCGAGCGCGGCCCCUGCUGGCCCGCCGCGGGGCCACGGACCUCCCCUUUGAGACUCUGCUCAUGUGCAAUGUGUUUUUCUUUUGUCAAUCAGCUGAUUAAAGAGUAUUAGCACGCAGAGGAGACGCACGCCCUGCCACUGGUGUUUUUUACAUUCAUGUUAUUAAAUUAUUUUCUAAAAUAUGAACGUCUGCGGCUCUUCACUGUGUCUGCGUCUCAUUUCCUCCUGCAGGCGCUUCCCAUCAGAAAGCCAGG